Molecule: messenger RNA, 5855 nt
Organism: Hemibagrus wyckioides
Lineage: Eukaryota; Metazoa; Chordata; Actinopteri; Siluriformes; Bagridae
Gene: msx2a
Product: muscle segment homeobox 2a
Exons: 2
Coding region: 245-955 (236 amino acids)
Biological process (GO): embryonic morphogenesis; regulation of transcription by RNA polymerase II
Cellular component (GO): nucleus
Molecular function (GO): RNA polymerase II transcription regulatory region sequence-specific DNA binding; DNA-binding transcription factor activity, RNA polymerase II-specific
Source: RefSeq, a predicted model, not a curated record
AAAAACGAGCCAAUGGCACGCACACACUUCCCAUAAUAAGUUUUUUUCUUGACUGGGCGGUGACGGUGACUGCCUCCAACUUUGCUCCGGGAUGCUCUUCAAACGCUGGCAACUUUGACGCUGAACGGAGUGGAGGAGAACCUAGCGCUCGCGCACGGACCGACGUUUAUUAUAAUAUAUACAUAUAUAUAUAUAUAUUUUAUUAUUAUUAUUAUUUAUUUGUUUUGUUUUCCGAUACCGACGCAUGAGGCAAGGUAUGAGCACGGAGCUCCGCGAAGACGCCGCGUGCUCUGCUCAGCGCGCCGCGAGUUUGCCGUUCAGCGUGGACGCGCUCAUGGCUCGCGCAGGAAGCAGGGCUCCCGCGGAAGCGCCUCGCUACGGCACCGGGCGCUCGAGCUCGACGCUCAUGUACGGGCCGCCUGCACCAGAGGACUGUGUCCCGUCGUCUCCCGUCAAGUCGGAAGCGUCGGAUCGAGACGAGGCAACCUGGCCCAAGUCUUCGUGCUCACCGCAACCACGACACUUGGUUCCGAACACAUGUUCUCUCAGAAAGCACAAGACGAACCGUAAGCCUCGCACUCCGUUCACGACAGCUCAGCUCCUGGCGUUGGAGCGCAAGUUCCGUCAGAAGCAGUACCUCUCCAUCGCUGAGCGUGCAGAGUUCUCCAGCUCCCUCUGCCUGACUGAAACUCAGGUAAAGAUCUGGUUCCAGAACAGACGGGCCAAAGCCAAGCGACUGCAGGAGGCCGAGAUCGAGAAGCUCAAAAUGGCGGCCAAACCCUCGACGCAUUCAGGCCUCUCUUUCCCAUUUCCUCUCAACAGUCAGCCACAGGGAGCAGCAGCGCUCCUUUAUGGACAAUCAGGACACUUUCCUUUCCGCAGAUACAUGCUCCCUAUGCCUCCACUUGGGAUUUACUCUACACCUUUGGCCUAUAGCAUGUACCAUUUGUCCUGAGAGGCAAAAAGGAUCUUUUUCAUCCAAACUGAAGACUAUUUGUUGGUGCCUAAACAUCUUUGCCCAGUGGGCUGAUAUGUAAUCUAAAUAGUGGCCAAAACAACAAAAAUGGCUAAAAGGCCUGAGUGUUUUGUUUUGUUUGUUUGUUUGUUUCGGCAUAGUAGUAGCCUUAUAAAAGUUUUGAAAAAGAUCCCAAGAGCCCCUCAAAACAAAGCAAAAAUUCCUUACAGAUACAGUUUGGGAGAGUCUACAUGUCUACAUGCACCUUAUCAUAAAGACUAUGCAGGUUCAGAUGCUGGAUAUACUGAACGAAUUAACUGAUCUAGGUAGGUUAAAGACUAAAAUUAACAAAAAAAAAAACCCUUUUUGUUUUGGGGGCGAUGAUUCAAGGAGUGUAAAGGAAACCUGGACUCUUAUAUCAGACAUACAGUACUGUAGGAAAUCAGUAUUUUACAUUUUAUAGAGAACAAAUUCUAAAAUCAAAACAAGGAUCAAGUGCUUAUUUUGUACAAUUUUUUUUCUCAGUCAAAGGAAAAGCAAACUUACCAAACCAAAUAUGUUGAUUACACGAGCUCUAUAUAUCCUCUAUGAGUUCGUGUAGUGGUCAAAUGAUUAUAUUUAUAUGAGGAACAAAUGUACCAUAUUAUGUUUUUUAUAAUAACGUUGUUGCUUUUCAUUAAAUGAAACUUUCGGAUGGAACUUUCGGUGCAAUUAUAUGGAGCAGAAGCCUGAGGUCACAGGCUGUUACAGGCGAAUAUAAAAGAAAAGAAAGGAAUAAUUAAAAAGAAAACACACACACACACACACCUUUAUAGAAAACUGUAUUUUAAUUAUGAAUUAUUUCAUUAGGGUUGAUGAUGCAGUAUUUGAGAAUGUGAGAUAAGCUCAACCCCAAAGGCUGCAGGGUUGCUAAUGCUUUUUAAAUUGAGCUGCUGAAAAGGGGCUUUUAGGCAUUCAUGCUCAUAAUCUUUUGAAAUGUUGAGGUCGAUCUGUAUGGCUCUCUUUUUUCGUCCUGGUGGUCUUGAGAAAAGUUAAUUAAACGGUGUCAUUACAUGACGCACUGAAACACUAGGUCUCUCCCAAGCUGGUUAAACUCCUUCUGUGUAUCAGCACAGGAAUGUGGCUCCCUAUUGAGUCUGACAUGUUGAACCUUUCCAUCUAUUGUCAACACUAUAGCACCUAAUUUACUGCCUACACCCUGCCCUACACCCUGGCUGUUAUUAAGUAUGAAUUAAAACUAAUAGUUUAAUGACAGUUUUGUAUUCAAAUUAAUCAAAACUGUUCCAGGGCUUGUAGGCAAAUUUCAGGAGGUAUUUAAGUUCAGAAGAUUUUGCAUGUAUUUUGGGAGUGCCCUCUUAGUUCCUGGCAGCAUGGGUGUGAUAAUAUGUUUCUAAGGAACCUGUAAUUGUUGUGGAUUUUUAAAGGUGCUUUGAAUGUUUUAAACAAAUAAUUUGAUAGAUUACUGAAAGGUAAAAGUGUAGCUUUUCCAAAGUGAAACAGAAAUCAUGAGGCAUUUUCCUUCAUAUUAUUUAUAGAAUAUUAUUCCUUUCUGUGCUAGCGAGUAAAUGUUGAAGUAGUGAAAAGUCCAAACAUGUUUAACAGCACGAAAAAGUUUUUAAUGGAGGACUAUGGAAGAAGUAGAAACUAAGUGACUGACACUGAUUAAACCUGCACAUCAUGAUGUGUUUUUUUUUUUUUGUGCGAUUUUGCGCUUAGUUUCUUAUAAUAUGAAUGCCUUACUUAAAUCAUUCAGUAUUUUUAUAUGAUAAGUGUUUAAAUUUGGUCUCUAUUCACUAAGAAUAACCUAAAAUCCGAAAAUCACUAAAGUAAACGGAGAAAUGUUUGUGACUUUUUAUAUUUACAUCACUCUAAUUUGUAUCAUACAACAAUUAUAGUCCUACAGUAAUUUGCAGUCUUACAGUAACUGCUGGACCAAACAACUACAAUAAAGUACCAAUUUAGACUCUCACUACAAUCAAGGAAAUGGACAAUGACCAAUUCCUUAAAUACAAAGAUUAGGUACUUGAAGGAAUGCUUGUUUUAUUGUCUGUUUUCCUGUGCAAAGUGUAAUUAUGUGUAUAAAAAAAGAACCGAAAGAAUCCGAUGCAGAUUUGUACAAAUUAUGCUGUACAUUUUCUGUGGAUGUCUAGCGCCUUCACCCUUCAGCAAACUUCCUUGCCUUGUUCAGUCUCUUAACACUUGUUUUCAUUGUCACUUAUUUAUGUUCUAAGCAAGCUUGUACAUGGUGCACGACUAUUCCUUUAGUAAAUGUCUUUGGUCCUACAUGUACAGUUACAAUUGUUUGUGCAAGUGCCAUAAAAACAAAAUGUUUAACACAUAGCAUUUCUAAUAAUCAAGCUUGCUCUCCACAGGUUUCAACAUUCUGGACUGGUCAGAAUGGGAAAAUAUGUCUUAUAUCUUCCCCGUCAUGCAGACAUGUAUUCAUGUUCUAAAGAAAAACCUUCAGUAACUGCUUUAUCCUGGUUAUAGAUGUGGUGGAUCCAGAGCCAGGAACAAUGAGCAUGAGGCUGGAAUAAACCCUGGAUGGGACAUUAGUCAUAUACUCAUUAACACAUAGUCAUAGCAUUCCUGUUAGCAGCAUGAGAAGUGCAAGGAAAACAGUGAGCCUAUUGGAAACCCUCAUGGAUAGUGGGAUAGCGUGCUGAGAAACUCCACACAGAGAGCUCAGGAUCAAACCCUGAGUGGCCCUGGAGCUGUGAGGCAGCAACAGUAUUCACUGAGCAACAGCUUCCCAAACCCUCUUCCUGGAGUACUUCCUGUCUUGCACAUUGCAGUGUUUUAGCUGCUCCCAGCACAUCUUAUUCAGCUGAUCAGCUAAUUAUCAGUUGAAGUGGAUGUGUUAAAGCAGGGGAAAUACUAAAAUGUGUAGCCUGUGCCUUAAGGAAUUACUCUAGUCUCGAACGUGAACACCAGUGCUUGUUCUUCACAGCUUCUUGGCUCUCAACUCGUAUAUCUUCUCUCUGCCAAAGCUUUCCAGAUCUGGGAUUUGACUUAUCAGCCUUAUAUGAUCUUAAAUGCUGUGCUCCAUGUCAACCAGACCCUUACUUAAUUGUGCUUGACCUCCAAUUUUAGUUUAACCACUGUGAAAUCAUGUGUAUGUACUGUGCUCAGUGAUAAGGACCAGAACACAUUUUGAGAUUGGCCUUUACUCUCUCACUUAACUGUAGGAUUUACUGGCUCUCUCUGACUGCCUCUCUGUCCUGUGGAGCCAUGUUACAAUUACAAGCGAUUUCACAGUCCAUUUCCUUCCCUUUGUUUUGAAAACAAGCUCUGGCAUUAGUUUGAUAGCAGAAUGUUUUCGAGGUGCAAAAUUGCCUUUCGGCUCCAGAGAUUAGCUUUACUCCUUUUGGGUCGAAAAUCCACGAUCUCUGUGCCAACUUUGCUCGGCUGCUCACUCUGCUUUGCGUUAAGCUUUGUAAUGCUUCAAACCUGGGAGGUCCACAAAGGUGGCAAGACACUUUAUGCUAAUCCAGAUAUAGGCCUUUAAUGCACACAAAUUACAGAUGAUUUCAGGCUUGCAAGCCUAUUUAUGGUUAAACUAGUCUGAGUUACUGUUCAAAAGGCAAAGUUUCCAAGCAUCAAAAGAGUAAAAACCAGCUAUUAGCAAAUAGGCAUGCUUCCUGUGAUGCUAAAAUAAAUUCUCCCCAAAUACCUAAGUCCAGUUUGGUAUAGCAACAGCACUUUCCUGAUUUUUUUAUCUUCAGAAUUUCCUAGAUAUACAAAUAAAUGACAAUUUUGAGAAGCAUAAAAGUGUGUUAAAAAGGGUGUUGGGCCACCAGAAUAGCUUCAGUGCACCUUGGUAUUGAUUCUGCAAGUCUCUGGAGCUCUACUCUAUCAGUGUACACACUUCUUCCAACAUUUAUUUCCUCAUUAAGUGUUUUGAUGAUAGUUGUAAUGAGCACUGACUAAAAUCUCCUAUAUGUUUCUGGUUCAGCUGAGCUGGGCUGGUGACUCUGAAGUUUCCUUACAGGACAAACGUGAUCAGUCAGAAGAACUUUGUAUUGAUUUGCAGUCUUUCAUCUAAAGGGAAAACUGAAUGCAAAUCAUGCCAGCAAAAUAAAUUGUGCCCACAGCACAAUGGAGACACCGCUUUCAUUUGUCAUGUGAAUAUCUUUGGCCAUAUAGGCAAGAGCGCCAUCUACAGCCACCUGCUUUUACAAAUCGCAGCCCAGAAUAGGUGCCGUUUGUAGUGCAGUUUUCAUCAUAGCCUAUGUAUACACACAUUCGUCUAAAUGUUCAGGUAUUUAAAAAAUAAUUUACUGUAUAGGAUAUUCAUACAUAUUUUCCUAGGAACAACAGUAAGAGGAAUCUUUCAAUUAGGUGGUUGAUAAAGGCAUGCUGCUGUAGGUGGUGCUCUUGGUUAAAUCUUGUUCCUGUUGUGUGUGUGUGUGUGUGUGUGUGUCUCAAGGGAUUUAGGUGAGUCUGUAAAACCCCAUAACAAACAUAGCAUGCCUGUAGGUGAUACAGUGACGUUUGGUUAAUUCCGUACAUACAGAAUCUAUUUUUUCCUUCAUGUUCAUGUUCAGCACAACGGUUACAGUAAUGUUCCUGUUUUGUACAUGUUUACAUUUCCACUUGUCCAUGCUGAAUGUGUUUUGAAGACGUUGUGCACUGACACUAGAGAUUCCCUCCACAUAACCAAAUAAACCUUUGAUUUUGUUGGUUAUUGAGGUAGUAACCUGAAUGCAAACUGACUCAGACGUGUUUUCAGUUAACGUUAAUUCUGUUUUAAUCCGUGUGUUAUUUAAUCAAUUCGGUACUAUUAACGAUGCCCAACUAACAGAAACUGUGUGCCACGUGUAAUAAUACAGUGUGUAUUUAUACGCUCUCUAAAUGAUUUGUUUUUAAAUGACUUGAGGUGCCACUUAAACUAUAAUUU